CAGAUCGCAGGACGCGCUGAUUAGCGGCGGCGCGCAGGUACAGGAGAGCGCGGAUGUGAUUCAAACAGAACUCGCUGGACUUUACUGUAGUAUUACUGGAGUGUGUGAAUGCAGGACUGAAGCUGGAGGACAUGGAGGCUUUUACCAUCAAGAGUCGCAUUAAAAGUCUCCUGCGCUCUCCGUCCAUCAGACUGAGAAAGAGCCGAAGCCGCUUCACAGACAGUCUGUCCAGAAAGGUGACUCUAGAGAAGGUUCUGGGCAUCACGACCGCAGGAAACAGCGGUUUAUCAUGUGACCCGUGUUCAGGAACCAUCGCCUAUCCAGCUGGGUGUGUCGUCGUGUUACUGAACCCGGCCAAAAACACACAACAGCAUCUCAUCAACUCCUCCAGGAAGACCAUCAGCACGCUGUCGUUCUCGUCAGACGGCCGGUUCCUCGUCACUGGAGAGAGCGGUCAUCUUCCGGCCGUGCGCGUGUGGGACGUGUCCGAAGGGACGCAGGUGUGCGAGCUGCUGGAGCACCAGUACGGCGUGUCCUGCGUGGCGUUCUCGCCCAACAGCAAGUACAUCGUGAGCGUGGGGUCGCAGCAUGACAUGAGCGUCAACGUGUGGGCCUGGAAGAAGAACGCGCUGGUGGCGGCGAACAAGGUGUCCAGUAAGGUGACGGCGGUGUCGUUCUCGGAGGACAGCGCUCACUUCGUCACCGCGGGGAACAGACACGUCCGCUUCUGGUAUCUGGAGCCCUCGCGCUCCCAUGAGCCGGUGCCGCUGAUGGGCCGCUCGGGGCUCCUCGGGGAGCUGCAGAACAACUUCUUCUGUGGCGUGGCGUGUGGACGCGGGCCGAAGUCCGACAGCACCUUCUGCAUCACGUCCUCAGGGCUGCUGUGCGAGUUCAGCGGCAGGAGAGUGCUGGAGCGAUGGGUCCGUCUGCAGACGAGUUCAGCUCACGCUCUGACGGUGACGGAGGAUCUGAUCUUCUGCGCGUGUGCGGACGGAACCGUGCGCGUCUUCAGCCCGUCGGACCUGCGCUUCAUCUGCACUCUGCCUCGCCCGCAUCAUCUGGGCGUCGACGUGUCCACCGUCACACAGGCCAGUCACCUGUUCAGCAGAAAGCCCGACGCCCGCUACCCAGACACUGUGGCGGUGACCUUUGACCCCGUGAACCGCUGGCUGUCCUGCGUGUAUAACGAUCACAGUUUAUACGUGUGGGACGCGCGAGAUCUGCAGAAAGUGGGCAAAGUUCACUCGGCGCUGUAUCACUCGGCCUGCGUCUGGGAUCUGCAGAUGUUUCCCACAGACGCCGACGGCUCCCAGACGGCUCUCGGCUCCUCUGAUCUGUUCCUCAGCUGCUCUUCUGACAGCACUGUGCGUUUCUGGAGCUCGGACGGCGUUCGCCGCGCUAACGUGUUGAGCAGCGAUCUUCAUCACGUCCUCUACAUGGACGACAACACCGCCGCCCUGCUGGACGUGGAGGGAACUGCGGUCAGCGGCUCGGAGAAGCCCGAGAGCUCAAGCGCCGACAGCCGGAGCGGCAUCAGAUCCAUCUGCGUCAGUCCGGAUGGGAGACACCUGGCGUCCGGAGACAGAAACGGCACACUGAGGAUUCAUGAUCUGACGUGUAUGAAGGAGAUGGUGAAGGCUGAAGCACAUGACUCUGAGAUCUUGUGUCUGGAAUACUCCAAACCUGACACAGGCAUGAAUCUGCUGGCCACAGCGAGUCGAGACCGGCUGAUCCACGUGCUGGAGGUCGAGGAAGACUACGGUCUGCUUCAGACGCUGGACGAGCACUCGUCCUCCGUCACGUCCGUCCGCUUCGCUGCCAGUGAUGGGAAGUUGAGGAUCAUCAGCUGCGGAGCGGAUAAGAGCGUGUACAUCCGCACCGCACACAGGACCAUCAGAGGAACCGCCUUCAAACGGACACAUCAUGUGGUUCGGAAAACGACUCCCAAUGACAUGGACGUGGAUCCCACAUGCAAGUACGCAGCCGUCGGCUGUCAGGACCGCAGCGUCAGAGUGAUCAACAUCAGCAGCGGCAAACAGAAGAGAUCUUAUAAAGGCUCACAGACUGAAGACGGCAGUUUGCUGAAGGUUCAGAUGGAUCCGUCCGGUCUGUAUUUGGCCACCAGCUGCUCCGAUAAGAACAUCAGCCUGUUUGACUUCCGGACCGGAGAGUGUCUCGCCGCCGUGUUCGGACACUCGGAGAUCAUCACGGCUCUGAGGUUCAGCAGGGACUGCAGGCGUCUGGUGUCGGCAUCAGGAGACAGCUGUGUGUUUGUGUGGAGACUCGCUCCUGAACUGACCGUCAGCAUGAGAGAGAGACUGUCCGAGCGCAGACGCCGUCACAGCCGACCGAACGCUAGAAACAAUCCCUUCAGACGGUCCUCCUCGAGCGGAUUCACACUGCGCAGGUCUCCGUCCAUCAUGAGCUGCUCAUCUGAGAGCGACCGAGAGGAAGAUGAUGAUGAUGAUGAUGAAGAACCCAUGAAGAUGCCUGGAGACACAGAGAGACGGCCGGACAGCAGUCAGUCAGAGGGCAGUGUUGAGGAGACCACGGGUGCGUCUGAUGAAGGACACGAGUGGAACCCGAUUAAGAUGUGUCUGCAGGACUCGAGCGUGUCUGGAGCGUGUCGGCCGCGCCGGCGCUGGUCCCGUCGGAUGGGAUCUCUGGAGCUCAUGGUGAAGUCCAUGCUGGAGCUUCGGCAGCUGGAUUCACUUUCUGAAGAUGGCGUGAAGAACAGAAGCUCCGCUGACCGCCUGCGGGACGAGGAUCGAGGGAGCACCUCCAGCCUGCAGGAGCGGCGUCACAGGCGUACGGCUCGUCCUCUCUCCGCCUGGCUGCUUCCCGCCUGCGCUCCUGAGCCGGACGGGGUCGUGUUGUACCCGGAUCACUGUCCCAGCGCCAGCAGCCUGCCCGGACCGUCCUACCGCGUGCGGAUCCCGGCCCGAGCAGAAGAAGCCCAGAGUCCCGUCAGCGGCGCCUCCGUGGGCUACGGCAGCGGCGGAUCCAGUCCGGAUCACAGACGCCACGGCUCUGACGACGAUCGCUGUGAGCGAGACACGGACACUCGGAGAGACUCGGAGACGCUCGCUGACGCUCUUCAUCUGUUCUCAGGGACGGUCUGCAGCAUCUCGACGUGUUUCCAGACCUCAGACUCGUCCAGCAGGACGGGCCGCGGGAUUCUCCAGAAGGCCGGCGGCGUCAGACCCCUGAUGGAGGACACGGUCUCUCGGAGGAGCCACCCGUACAUCAGCAGAACUCCUGCACGACUGCACAGGUCCACUUCAGCACUCGAUCCCACCGCUGACGCACGAAGGUCACUGCCUCCGUCCCGUCUGCGGCGAGAGGCGCGUCCCGUCCUGCCCAAGCUGAGUUUGGAGAGGAUGGAGCCCAGAACGCCCCCGUCCUCCCCUCGGCCGUGGGACAGUCCGAACGCCCGCUACAUGAGCCCCACCACCAGCUCCAGAGCCAAGAUCAGCCGCUGCGUGUCCGUGGGCGACGGCCUCCAUCUGGGCUCCGGCGAGACCCUGCCGGUCAGCGGCCUGUUCACGAGCGCCCCGGCCGAACCCAAACACCUCAGACCUCACGCCCGUCAGCGCUUCAGCAGCCCGUUUGACGAGUGGCCGAGCAGAUCCGGCUCUCCUCGAGACCCGGGGUCGUCAGGAGCCGUGACCUCUGACACCGAGCGCCCUCGAGCGGCGGUGAAGGCUUUCUCUGUGACGUCUGAUGAUCAAGUGACGGAGCCGGCGGUCAGUCUGGAGUCCUGCAGACGCGCAGCAGCCGAUCUGUGCCGCAGCGUGAGGAGAGCGGCCGGACUCUACAGGACGCUGAUGUCCCAUGAUUCCGAGCGCAGCGGCGAGCGGCAGCAGAUGCAGCAGCUGAUGUCAGACGCUCUGCUGCAGGUGCGAUCCGAGCUGGAUUCGGUGCCCGGGCCGUCCGGAGAGGGGAAGCCCGCGCUGGCGUUGCUGGAGCAGUACUCGCGGCUGCUGCUGCGCUCCGUGGAGGAGAGACUCCAGACGCUCUAGCGCACAUCUCAUUUGUUCCUUCACCAGCUUAUGUCAUUUAGUCUUGUGCAUGUUAAUAUUUUUUUACUAUAAGUCACCAGAUUUGUUUUUAAUUUUUUGAAUUUCCGUUUUAUUAAUGUUUUAUUGUCAAACAGGUUAAUAAUGUGUUGUGUUUGUGAUAAUUUAAUGAUGUUAAACAAUCCUUUUAUUUGUUUUUAUUUAUUUGUGAUCAGUGAUUUCUCACACAAUAAACUGAAAUAUAUGCA
Molecule: messenger RNA, 4267 nt
Organism: Megalobrama amblycephala (Wuchang bream)
Lineage: Eukaryota; Metazoa; Chordata; Actinopteri; Cypriniformes; Xenocyprididae
Product: mitogen-activated protein kinase-binding protein 1-like
Exons: 29
Coding region: 132-4022 (1296 amino acids)
Molecular function (GO): protein binding
Source: RefSeq, a predicted model, not a curated record